Molecule: messenger RNA, 4040 nt
Organism: Lytechinus variegatus (green sea urchin)
Lineage: Eukaryota; Metazoa; Echinodermata; Echinoidea; Temnopleuroida; Toxopneustidae
Product: serine/arginine repetitive matrix protein 1-like
Exons: 7
Coding region: 533-4033 (1166 amino acids)
Source: RefSeq, a predicted model, not a curated record
GGACAGGACAGUCCGGUGCGAGAGCUCACAGAGAUAGGUGGCUUGCGUGAGGGGGUAGAACUGAGAGGGGGGCAGAUAAAAAGAAAGGAGGAGGGACUAAUCGGUAGUGUGCCUGCCUUUUGAAUAGAGGCCCCUGGACUUUUGUGCUGAUUGAAAGGGAUGCAUGCCCACAUGUGCUUGUGAUCGACUCUGACAUUGGAUUUCUUUAAAAGGAACCAUCGGGAUCGUUGUCAUAUUUCCAAGUGUAUAGGAUACACAGGGAAUAAUUUAUUCAGGAAUUUCAUUUUGAUGGUGACAGCGUUUUUUAAGUGAUGUUCCAGGCUUGUUUACCAUUUGAGUGGAUCGUCAGUGACACGCAUCUGUGUGUGUGUGAUAUAUCUUGGAUUUAAUAACAAGGGAAUGUAUUCAUUUACAGCUGUUUAAAAAAAAAUUUGAUUCUCAGGUCCACAAAUAAAAAGGAGACUUCAUGAAACGAAAGUAAACUAAGAGAACUUCUCGAGUUCUGCCGCCACACCCCACCUUGACCCGAUCGAUGCCACCAACCAGGAUGACCCAGGAGGUCAGCACCAUCUACCAACCCCGGCGACAGGAACAGCUUGCUUCGGCCACGGCCAUCGACACACCCGUCCCCACCGAUCCCACCGCUGCCACCAGAAAUGGAGCACCCAGAAGACGAUCACCGCCCAACCCCCAGAGCAGGGGCUUCCAGAUUCGCCAUGGAGCCUUCAAGCUCAACCAACUGCGGUUGCCGACAUCUGCAUCGCGGUUCAUCGUCAUGCAGGUGAUCCUCAGCUGCAUUUGUGCCACACUUGGGAUUCUAGCUGUGGCCUUCCACUGCUGGAUGGCAUACAUGUGCAUUCCUGUUAUUGUAGGAGCAUUGGAACUCUUUGUUGGAAUAAUGGGAUAUACUGCAUUGAAGAGACCUCACAAGAGAUUCUUGAUCAAAACUUACUUUGUUGGAUGUCUCUUUGGUUCUCUGGCUGGUCUUGCACUGGUCAUCUUCAGUAUCUUCGGUGCCACUCUGGAGCAGGACUAUGAAUGCACCCUGCUGCCUGAUGUCAUUGCAAGGUGUAAUGUUGUCAAGGGUGCCCGGUUUACGAUACAACUUACGACCGUCAUCGUUGGUACUGGUGUCAUCGUGGUCACCCAAGUUAUGUUUAUGUUCAUGUGCUAUGGAUGUUGUUCCAGGACUCAGAUUGAUGACCAAAGAGGACGGUCAAGAGCAACCAACACCAAUACAGCCGAUGACGUCCCUGCUAAUCUGGAGCUGCCGUCAUAUGAGGAGCAUCACAAUUACCCUGCUUCACCAUUCCAUGAAGGGUCUUUCUUCGUUAGCUCGGUCUCAGGGGGAUUUGAACCCCCGUCCUACACCAACAUUGGGCUUGUCAGUGAUGAGAUCGCUGGUGGAAUCACUCCCCUUGCUGCAGCUCUAGGACCUGGUGGUUUACCCUUAGAGCCCCCGCCACCUUACACCCUGUUUGCUCCUAGUCUUCAAUCAACACCAAUCGUUGGAAGAAGUUUUACAGGAAGCUCAGUAACUACCACCCCUUCCGGAGGACAAGCGGGUACACCAGCAGUGCAGAACGUCAGGGUCACUGGUGGCAGUUUUUCCGGAAAUUCAGUGGGGACCCUGGAGUCAAGAGAGGGUGUUGUGGUCAGAGGUGAUGGUAGCCGUGGAAGCACCCGUAGUGAUGACCUUAGACUUGCUCCAGGGGUGUAUCAAUACCAGACGGGACUGAGGGAUAGAACACUUCACCAGUCCCUGAGACUUAGCUCUGACCAGAGCGCAGAGUGGAAUUCUCGUUCUGCGCAUCAGCGGCAAGUCACAGAUGAAGGAUCGAGGCAGCCGGAAUCAACAAUGAACAGUGAGGAUGAUCCAAACAGUUUGCCUCCGGAACUUUACCGUGAUCAAAUCAGGAGAAGUGGACAUAGGUACAGCCUGUCUGAUCCGACACUCUUGAGCAGGAAUGCUAGGAAUCGUCAGAGGCCGAGACCUCCUCCUCCCCCAGAAACGGCAACUCAGUCCCAACCGCGGGACAUUUCAACAGAAUUUGCAAUAAACGUGGAUAGUGGUGCUAUGGACGAGACAGAUCAAACUGUCUCAAAUCAGAGAGAGACAGAAGUUCAGAGUUUUCCUUCUCAAACGACUCAUUUGCAUGAUUCCCCUCGCAGGAGACAAACACUUCCUCCACCUUAUGAAGGCAGGCAUAAUGUUGUUAGGACUCACUCAAGUGCAUCAGCUAGAACUAGUGAUGUUGUGUAUCCUGCAAGGAGUGUUGAGAGUUCUCGGAAUGAAGCAUCUAGGGACGAGGAAUCUGUAGCACAAGGUGAAUCAAGUCAUUCACAAAGUAGGGUCAGUGUUCAGGCAGAUAUUCAUGAAGCAAGGACUUUGCCUAGCAACUGGAGACCCGAACUGGUUGAAGAGUCUAUCUAUGAAUCCAUUCCAUCCCUGCAAUCUUCACCAUCACGGGACGAGCGAAGCGGUUCUCCGGAGAGGAGAACGCAGACUGAAAGUGAAGGCACAAGGUAUAGUACUAACGCAGCUGAUGGCAGGACUCGUGCCAUGGAAGAUUACAGUGAUAAUAUGUAUAGCUUGGAUUGGAAUGACCAGGCAUGGAGAGGACACUCAAGAGGAGUGCAGGGGAGGGCUGGCAGGGGUAGAGCUGGAAGCAGGAGCUGGGAUGAAGGGGUGAACCAAGAACAAGAGCUCCCAGAUGUUAUAGGGUCUGGGAAUACAUCCAGAGAACAAUCAACACAGGAUGGUAGCGGGGUUGAUGAUCGCGAGAGGGCGGGUAGAACUCAUGCUGGUAGACAGCCACCACCAUAUGGGGGCAGGAGGGUACCUGCUUGUGCCCCUCCCCCAUAUAAGGCAAGGAAUAGAUCACUUCCAAACUAUGCAAGACGACCAAACAUGACAUCGCCUCCUCCCCCUUACCAGGGUAAUCAGCGGUCACCCCAGAGGAAUAUCAACAGAGAAGGGCAUGAUAGAACUUGGUCAGGUCAGAGGAACUCUGAAACCCCUGAACCUUCGGAUCGGCCACUCCCUCAUUGUGAUGUAAGAGAGAUAACAGGGCUUUCAGAUAGAUUAAGAAAUGAGGAUGUAUCCUCAGACAAUAAUGGCCGAGAGCGAGGUGUUCAGUUAGAUGAUAGAGCCUCAAGGGGGGUAGGGGUAAAUGAGAGAUAUGACAGGAGGUCAAACACAUUCCGUGAUCAUCCGCAACCAACUAUAUCUCAUUCAUUGCCUAGACUGGCUGUGUCGUCAUCACUAGCUAUUUCCCCACCAUCUUCGACUUCCUCAGGGAGGCAACCCUCGUCAGUGUCUCCCAGCUAUCCAUCUUCGUCACUUUCAUCUCCCAGACAGUACCCAACAUCACCGUCAUCUUCAUCUGCAUCAUCAGUGACAAUGACAUCAUCGAGACAACCCUCGGUCCCAUCCGCCACCUCCUCUCCUUCAAGUUCUUUCAAUGCAGUGUCUCCUAGGAGAGCAAGGGCUGAUCUUCUCGCCCGCAUCGCAGGACCAGCAUCGCACCCUCCGCCUCCAAACACAUCCCUGUCAUCCUCCAGGAACUCUCAGGCAGAUUGGGAAGCAGACCAUGAUGUAUCGCGAAACAACCAGUACCAUAAUCGUCCGCGUCCCGUUGCACCAAUCCGUUCCUCUCCGUUAUCCGUCGUUUCAUCGCAACCUCAGCACCCUUCUAAACCAUCUCGCAUCUCCAGAGCCCCUUCCCACAACCGAGUCUCCCCAUCCCCCAAUCCAUCCACCGUCCCUCUCCAUCCCCUGUCGUUGCCAGGAGCCACAACAACUCAGCCACAAACCUUACUGCAAUCCUCAAGCAAUACUUCCAAACCGGACAUGGUGUCCAGGAGUAGAACUGAUGGGAAACCUGCUGCAGAGAUUCAUCCCUUCAGGACCGUUCGAAGCACUCCUGUGAAGGCACAAAGAGCCUAUGUGGCUACCAAGGCACUCGCCAAUGCCCUCCAGAAAGGGCAAUUGAAUGAUCUCUUGGAGGAAUAUGAAGAGACCAUUAUUUGACUGAAAA